Neltuma alba is the source of this 2270-nucleotide messenger RNA. RefSeq names its product glutathione hydrolase 1. Gene Ontology annotation, biological process: glutathione catabolic process. Lineage: Eukaryota; Viridiplantae; Streptophyta; Magnoliopsida; Fabales; Fabaceae. The record is from RefSeq and is a predicted model, not a curated record. Gene Ontology annotation, cellular component: plasma membrane. The transcript has 7 exons. Gene Ontology annotation, molecular function: glutathione gamma-glutamate hydrolase. The coding region runs from base 164 to 1921 and encodes 585 amino acids.
UCUCAUGCGUUUUGUCGUCAAAAGAAGCGAAAAAAAGAUUAAAAAUUCUGACCUCGAAUAAGCUCUCUCGACCUACUCAUUGACGAAGAAGAGCUACCACCGACGCAGUGAAAAAGCUAAACGCAACGGAGAAAACCGUCCCUUGGGUUCAGUUCAAUACGCUAUGCCGGGCCCAGUUAUGUUGCCAUGGGCUGCAUUUACCACAACAAUCCUGCUUAUUUCAAAUUUGGCUUCUGCUUCGAGUCUGAAUUCUACAAAUGAGCACAAAAAACUGAGACAGGAAGUAAUCGAUGCGACGCAUGGCGCUGUUGCGACGGAUGAUCGUCGAUGUUCGCGAAUCGGGUCGGACGUUCUCCGUGAAGGAGGGCAUGCCGUUGAUGCUGCCGUCGCUGCCGCUCUUUGUUUGGGGGUUGUGAGUCCGGCGUCGAGUGGCCUCGGUGGUGGAGCCUUCCUGGUUCUCAGGUUAGCUAAUGGCCAAGCCAAAGCCUUCGACAUGCGAGAAACUGCUCCUUCCCUUGCUUCUCAGAAUAUGUAUGCUGGCAAUACUACUCUGAAGGAGAGAGGUGCGCUCGCUGUGGCAGUCCCCGGAGAACUUGCUGGCCUUUACAAAGCGUGGAAACAAGAUGGGAAGCUGCCAUGGAAGAGGCUUGUGCAGCCAGCAGAGGCUCUGGCUCGUCAAGGGUUUAAGAUAUCACCGUACUUCCACAUGCAAAUGGUUCGAACAGAAUCAUUCAUAUUACAUGACCCGGGACUUCGCGCUAUUUUCACAUCAAAAGGAAAACUCUUGCGGAUAGGUGACAUAUGCCGCAAUAAGAAGCUAGCAGAAACGUUAAGAACAAUAUCCGAAUCUGGUCCACAAGCCUUCUAUAAUGGAACAAUUGGCCUUAAUUUAGUCAGAGAUGUUAAGAAGGCUGGAGGUAUUUUGAGCAUGAGAGACCUGAAAACAUACAGUGCUAAACAGAAAGAACCAUUAGCUGCAGACGUUCUUGGACUAAAGAUCCUCGGCAUGCCUCCUCCCUCGGGUGGCCCCCCGAUGAUACUUAUGCUGAACAUUCUAGCUCAAUAUGAAGUCCCUUCUGGUUUUUUAGGUCCCCUUGGGAUCCAUCGAGAAAUUGAGGCUCUGAAACACGUAUUUGCUGUGAGAAUGAAUCUUGGUGAUCCGGAUUUUGUAAAUAUAACGACAGUUCUUUCAGACAUUCUUUCUCCCAAGUUUGCCAAGGAGUUGAAGAAAGAAAUCAAUGACAAUAAGACCUUUGGUCCUAGUCAUUAUGGUGGAAGGUGGAAUCAGGUCAGAGAUCAUGGCACCAGUCAUGUAUGCGUCAUAGAUCAGGAGCGAAAUGCUGUUUCUAUGACUGUCACCAUAAAUGCUUAUUUUGGAGCAGGAAUGCUUUCACCAAGUACAGGAAUAGUGUUGAACAACGAGAUGGAUGAUUUCUCCAUGCCUGCAAAUGUUUCGAACAGUGUUCCACCACCCGCGCCUGCCAAUUUUAUCGUGCCACGAAAACGACCUUUAUCGUCCAUGUCUCCUGCUAUAGUCCUUAAGGAUGGAAAGCUGAAAGCUGUGAUAGGUGCCAGUGGAGGAGCUAUGAUCAUUGCUGGAACUGCAGAAGUUCUUUUGAAUCAUUUUGUCAGAGGAAUGGAUCCUUUUCAUUCUGUAAUGUCUCCAAGGGUUUAUCACCAGUUGAUACCUAACGUGGUUAAUUAUGAGAACUGGACUACGGUGAGCGGUGACCACAUAGAACUUUCUGAUCACAUGAGGGCAACCCUUCAAAAGAAGGGCCAUGUCCUACAAGGCCUUGCAGGAGGGACUAUUUGCCAGUUUAUUGUUCAAGAUGCUGAGCGGUACAAAAAUGGUAACGAUAUUGGAAAGCUAGUGGCAGUGAGCGACCCAAGAAAGGGUGGUUUUCCUGCAGGCUUUUAGAAUAAUUCAUUGAGAACGAUUCCUGUUCAAUUUUUGCAUGGUCUUUCUGUUGGCUCCAUUAUGAGCUAGGAAUAAAAGAUUCCGAAGUUCUUUCUAGGAAUCAUUGACAUGCCACUUUCCCCUUGUUUCAAGGUGGGGCAAAUCUUUCCUCGUAUCUAGAAAAGCAAUUCAGAUUCAGUGCAAGUUUUUUUUUUGUGGAAAUGUGACUCUAUUUACUAUCCUCGUGAAAAUAUUCAUUUCCCCUUCCACACUUCAGAUAGACCUCCUGCAUCUUCCUUCACGCUGGUUUAACUUUUACCCACGGAUUAAAUAAUUUGAAGAUGUUAGCCAAAUGGCUAUGAAGACAAUA